AUGGCCGACAAUCGUUCCAAAACUUCCUCAGACAGACUAGAAGAUGCCAUUGCCAAAUUGACUACCCAUCAGCUGAGCCUUAGUGAAACCCUCCAAACCAUGACUCACAAAUUGGACACCCUAAUCACCACCCUUUCUACCUCCAAAUCCCCUGAUUCCUCGCCCACCUUUUCUCCCCAUAACCCACCACCGUCACCUUCUGCUUCCCAGCCACCCCGCGUCAAACUUGAUGUUCCCCGAUUUGACGGUACGGACCCCUUAGGCUGGAUAUUCAAAAUUACUCAGUUUUUUGAAUAUCACCAUACCCCUGAACAAGAGCGUUUGACAAUCGCGUCCUUUUACAUGGACGGACGUGCCUUGGCCUGGUACCAAUGGAUGGCCGGCAACGGUCAGCUCUCGACCUGGGCAAGUUUCCUUCAUGCUCUCCAGACCCGGUUCGCCUCUUCCCAAUAUGACGACCCUACCGGAACCCUGUUCAAAUUAACACAGCGAACCACCGUUGCAGCGUACCUUUCAGAGUUCGAAGAUACCGCCAAUCGCGUGGUGGGUCUUCCUCCGCAUUUUCUUCUCAGUUGUUUCGUUUCGGGGCUGAAUCCAGACAUCCGCCGCGAGGUCCAAGCGUUACAACCAUUAACGCUGGUCCAGGCGGCGGGCCUUGCCCGUUUGCAAGAAGAGAAACUUGCUAAGAACCGCCGCUCCUUCCGAAAUCGACCACCCUCCUUCUCGAUGAUUCCACAAAACCCGAUUUCUGUUCCUCCAUCACCAUGCACCGUCUCGGCACAGUCCCUCUCGCCGGUACCGCUGAAACGCCUGACACCGGACGAACUGGCCUCUCGCAGGGAGCGUGGCCUUUGCUUCAAAUGCGAUGAACGCUAUCAUCGCGGCCACCGCUGUCAAGCUAGGGUUAACCUUCUAAUUAUGGAUGAAGAGGAGCGUUCUCCUGAAGAAGCUGCGCCUUUGGGCCUUUCACCCGAACCCCCUGACCUGAUUGACCCGAAUGAAGCCCAACUCAAUCUUCAUUCUCUCACGGGUCCAUUAGCACCAGAAACACUCCGUUUCUCAGGCUUCGUGGCUUCAAAACAGGUUUUAAUCUUGGUGGAUGGGGGUAGUACCCAUAAUUUCAUCCAAGAUGCCAUGCUUCCUGAAUUGGGCCUCUUUCCUAGUGACACCACACCCCUCAAGGUCAUGGUUGGUAAUGGCCAGUACCUCCAUUGCAACCAAAUCUGCACCGCGGUCUCAAUAGUCAUUCAAGGAAUUCACUUCAUCAUUGACCUCCAUGUCUUACCCUUAUGUGGCGCGAACGUAGUGCUUGGGGUACAGUGGUUGCGGUCACUGGGACCCAUCCUCACAGACUACACUACUUUGUCAAUGAAGUUCAUGCAUGAAGGCCGUACCAUUGAACUACAAGGUGACGACACCUCUGCCCUUCAACCAUUGUCGGUUCCUCAAGCCCGACGUCUGGUUCGAACCUCUGAUCCUAGUGCUUGCUUCCUCCUCUCGGUUACUUCCCACGAGUCACCCUCAAACACCCCCACCUAUCCCCCAGACAUUCAAUUCUUAUUGACCAAAUUUGCUGCCUUAUUUCAACCUUCUCAAACUCUUCCACCCUCACGACCCACAGACCACCAUAUCCACCUUGUUCCUAAUUCUGAACCCGUGAAUGUUCGUCCAUAUAGGUACCCACAUUAUCAAAAAGCCGAAAUUGAAGCCCAGGUCAGUUCCAUGUUACGAACCGGAAUCAUCAGGCCCAGUACAAGCCCAUUUUCAUCCCUUGUGUUAUUGGUACGCAAGCAUGAUGGAACAUGGGGGUUCUGUGUUGAUUACCGAGCACUCAAUGCUCUAACGAUCAAGGAUCAUUUUCUGAUACCAACAAUAGACGAAUUACUUGACGAUCUAGGAGGAGCAGCUUGGUUUUCAAAACUAGACUUACUCCAGGGGUAUCACCAGAUCCUAAUGUCGGAGGGAGACAUCAGCAAAACAGCUUUCAGAACCCAUCAUGGGCAUUUUGAAUUCACAGUGAUGCCUUUCGGGCUUUGUAACGCCUCGUCUUCCUUUCAAGCUACCAUGAAUACCAUAUUCCGCCCCUUCCUUCGUCAAUUUAUAAUUGUAUUUUUUGAUGACAUCCUUAUUUAUAGUGCUACACUUGAAGAUCACGUUUCCCAUUUAGAACAAGCAUUUCAGGUGUUAUUGCAGGAGCAGUUUGUCUUGAAAUUUUCAAAGUGUACUUUCGCUCAACCUCAAGUUGAGUACCUCGGUCACGUGGUAUCGUCUCAAGGAGUAGCACCUGUGUUAGCUAAGGUGCAGGCUAUUCAACAAUGGCUGAAACCACGAUCGGCGCGAGCACUCCGCAGUUUUUUGGGGCUUACAGGAUUUUAUAGAAGAUUCAUUCGUGGAUAUGCAUCAAUUGCUGCGCCUUUAACCAAGCUUCUCACAUUAGAAAUUUUUCAUUGGACUUCAGACGCUGUUGCCGCGUUCACUACCCUCAAACAGAUGCUGACUUCCUUCCCUGUCCUACGAUUGCCGGAUUUCAAUCUUCCCUUCACCGUAGAGACAGAUGCGUUAGGCACGGGUAUGGGCGCAGUUUUAAGUCAACAAGGUCACCCAGUUGCCUACUUCAGCAAAAUGUUUCCUCCAAAACUUCUUCAGGCCUCUACUUACGUCCGGGAACUGUUUGCAAUCACAGCCGCCGUCAAGAGGUGGCGUCAGUACCUCCUUGGCCGGAGCUUCACAAUUCUCACAGACCAUAGAAGCUUAAAAGAGCUUCUUACUCAGGUGAUUCAAACACCUGAGCAACAGAAGUAUCUCGCGCGCCUCAUGGGCUACGACUACAACAUUCAAUACCGUUUUGGGAGUUCGAAUGUAGUUGCUGACGCCUUGUCACGGGUGUCUGAACCAACCCCUGAGCUAUUUCUCUUGUUAUCAGUGCCCUGUUUCACAUUUUUGCAGGAACUCAAGGCCCAAUUGGAGCAAUGCCCAACCUACACUCAACUCCGAUAA
Glycine soja is the source of this 2997-nucleotide messenger RNA. RefSeq lists its product as uncharacterized. Bases 1 to 2997 code for a protein of 998 amino acids. The transcript has a single exon. The record is from RefSeq and is a predicted model, not a curated record. NCBI's taxonomy places the organism in Eukaryota, Viridiplantae, Streptophyta, Magnoliopsida, Fabales, Fabaceae.